This is a messenger RNA of Aspergillus aculeatus ATCC 16872, 525 nucleotides long. RefSeq lists its product as uncharacterized. NCBI's taxonomy places the organism in Eukaryota, Fungi, Ascomycota, Eurotiomycetes, Eurotiales, Aspergillaceae. Bases 1 to 525 code for a protein of 174 amino acids. The transcript has a single exon. The record is from RefSeq and is a predicted model, not a curated record.
AUGUCCUACACCUCUUCCUUCCUCUUCACCAAAACGACCCCUCCUCCACCCGUGCGCCCUCAGCGUCGCUCCCCCUUCGCAACCAAAUCCUCGCUCCAUCUUCACCUCUGCCUCGUUUCCGGCGAGAAGUAUGAACACGAAAGCAGCUCCAAGCAGCCCGAUCUGCGCCGGUGCCUCGGCCACGCCCGCGUCCAUGAGAAGUCCAUGGAGCUCGUCAAGCGGGACAUCCAAGUCCACAUCCGCUCCAUGGGUAGCGACAGCGACGAUGACCUCGACAACGACCUGCCCAUCCCACCCCGGCGCUCCCGCCGGGGUUCCAAGCCCUCCUCCGCGGCUCCUGCCCCGAUGAAGUCGGCCGCUGUCAAGUCGACCGCCGUGAAGACCCCGUCUAUCAAAUGGGCUCCGGAGCCCACCGAGAAGAAGAGCCUCCUCGACAAGGGUCGCCGGUGCAUGGAGAAGAUUUUCUCCCGCCGGAGUGGCAGUGUGCACUGGUCUCAAUCUGGAGUGCCUGUUGUCGCCUGUUGA